AUGAGGACGCCGUCGCCGUCUGUAUCCGUGCUGGUGCUGCUGCUGUUUGACUCCUGGCCGCCGGUGCAGACCACGGUGAGGCCUGCAGAGGGUUGGCAAGUGUUCGGUUCAGCACAGGACGCCGGUGGCCGUUGCGUGUGUACGGUGGUGGCGCCCGGGCAGACUCUAUGCUCCCGGGAUGCCAAAGGACGCCAGCUGCGACAACUCCUGGAGAAGGUCCACAACAUGUCUCAGUCUAUGGAGGUUCUGAACCUGCGCACUCAGAGGGAUUUCCAGUACAUCAUGAGGAUGGAAAGCCUCAUUAAAGGUCUACGCUCCAAGUUUAGACAGAUUGACUCGGACAGGAGGACGCUUGCAAACAAAAAUUUCCAGGAGCUGAAGGAGAAGAUGGACUCGCUGCAGCCGUUAAUCCCGGUGCUGGAGCAGUACAAGACGGACGCCGGGAUCAUCUCACGGUUCAAGGACGAGAUCGGGAAUUUGUCAGCCGUCUUGCUGGCCGUGCAGGAGCAGAUGGGAACUUUUGACUACGAGCAGCUCAACCUAAAAGUCAGCAGCUUGGAAAACCGCCUGAGAAGCUGCAUGAGCAAACUCACAUGUGGCAAACUGAUGAAGAUCACUGGUCCACUCACAGUGAAGACAUCCGGGACGAGAUUUGGCGCAUGGAUGACAGACCCGCAGGCGUCCCCCAAAAACAACAAGGUUUGGUACAUGGACGGCUACACCAACAGUAAGAUUGUGAAGGAGUAUAAAUCCAUGUCAGACUUUGUGUCAGGUGUGGAGUCUCGCACGUACACGUUGCCGUUCAAAUGGGCGGGGACCAACCAUGUGGUGUACAACGGAUCACUUUACUACAACAAGAUGCAGAGCAACAUCAUCGUGCGCUACAGCCUGGGCAUGGGCCGCGUCAUCGCACAGCGAGCGCUGGAACGGGCCGGCUUUCACAACGUGUACCCGUACACAUGGGGCGGCUUCUCCGACAUCGACCUAAUGGCCGACGAGCUUGGCCUGUGGGCAGUCUACGCCACCGACCGCAACGCCGGCAACGUGGUCCUGAGUCGCAUGGACCCUGACACGCUGAGGGUCAUCGCCACGUGGAACACCGAGUACUCCAAGCGCAAUGCGGGCGAGGCCUUUAUGAUCUGUGGGACGCUCUACGUCACCAACUCUCACCUGACCGGCGCUAAGGUGUACUACUCAUACUCCACCAGCACGUCUACCUACGAGUACAUUGACAUACCCUUCCACAACCAGUACUUCCACAUGUCCAUGCUGGACUAUAACGCCCGAGAUCGAGCGCUCUACGGGUGGAACAAUGGACACCAGGUGCUUUUCAACGUGACGCUCUUCCAUGUCAUCAAGACAGACGAUGAUGCUUAA
Nerophis lumbriciformis (worm pipefish) is the source of this 1377-nucleotide messenger RNA. The record is from RefSeq and is a predicted model, not a curated record. Lineage: Eukaryota; Metazoa; Chordata; Actinopteri; Syngnathiformes; Syngnathidae.